Molecule: messenger RNA, 1983 nt
Organism: Megachile rotundata (alfalfa leafcutting bee)
Lineage: Eukaryota; Metazoa; Arthropoda; Insecta; Hymenoptera; Megachilidae
Source: RefSeq, a predicted model, not a curated record
UAUUUGCUUUAAUUCCUGAUAGAUUUUCAUCAAAAUCAAAAACUUUUGGAACCAAAUUCUGCGCGCUCCAAGAAAAUUGCCGUAAAUCGAUGUCAGGUAAUUCGUCACUACUUGUGGUAUGAUUCCGAGCUACUUGAUAAUACGCGUCUCCUGCAGCAUGAGUUUUGAAUUUUACCUUCGUAUCCAAUUUCUCCAAAAACUGCAGAGAGUUCAGAAUCCGAUGAUUCUUCUGUAUCGUCACAGAUUAUAUUUGUCCAUUUACCCAUGAUAGGGGAAAAAUUUAUGAAUAAUUGUAUUCGGUUAUAUGAAAAAAUAUCCGCACAAGAAACGUAUGCAGCUAUCGCGGCGAAAACAAAUGAAUUAAUAACCAUGAUCAUGCAAUUAUUAAUAUCAAAAUGUAAAACAAAUGCACGGCGCCAAAAGGCGCUGUUCGUUCAAGGGAAGUGUCCAUAGUCGAGCGCCAGAAGGCGCUGUUCGCUGAGAGAAAGCGUCUAUAGCCGAGCGCCAAAAGGCGCUGUUCGCAGCGAAAGGGUUAAAAAAUUGCAAAAUUAUGUUAUAAAAUAUUAAUGUAUAUCAGAGAAGUACAAAUAAUUUCGAAUCAUCAAUCGGAAUAGAAUACAAAAAAGAAAUUACAUACAUACGUUCUUCGGCUAAAGAAAGUGAAUACUUUUUAUCAAUAUAUAUGUUAGAACUUGUCAACGCAUGGCUAUGUGAGGAUGUUGUGGCAAGCAUGACGUAUGUAUGAAUUUUGAUGCGUAAAAUUGUGGGAGUCCCCAUCUUUUGUUUCUUCCCCGACGCUCUCUCUGUCCUGAUAUAGAAUGUGCGCCGCGUGUCUUUUUCACUUUCUUGAUAUAAUAAACUAAUAAUGCAAUGAUAUAAAGGUAAUAUUAUUUUUAUUUAAACCCAUAAUUCUAACAGGUUAUGGGCCCAGUGUGGUAAGAGAAAAAAAGUGAAAAGAUUAGGUUGACCACGUGCGUCGUAUAUAAAGAGAAAAAGAAUUCUCGUAAAGAGGUUACGUUAACCACGUGCAUCGCGUAUAGGGAUGAGGCGAGAGUUGAAGCUUUAAAUAAAAGCAAUUAUGAUACGUGGCGAUUGCAAGCUGAGGCAUUAUUAGUUAAAAAUGAUUAUUGGCAGUAUGUGUCCGGUGAAAGAGUUAAGCCGGAGAUUGUACAGGGUGAUGCAAAUUCGGUAGCAGCUUAUAAUAGAUGGGUAAUAGAGGACAGAAAAGCAAAAUCUGAUUUGAUACUUAGUAUUUCACCGAGUGAAUUGAAACAAUUAAAGGGAUGUGAGACAGCUCGUGAUACAUGGUUAAAGCUUGAAUCAAUAUAUGCUUCAAAGGGGCCUGCAAGAAAGGCCACAUUAUUGAAACAAUUAACAUUACAGAAAAUGCAAGAAGGAGAUGAUGUGAGAGAGCACAUCAACAAGUUUUUCGAUGCAGUUGAUAAGUUGGAAGAAAUGAAUGUAGAUGUUAACCCUGAUUUGUUAUCAAUAAUGUUAUUAUAUAGUUUGCCUGCGAGUUAUGAGAACUUCAGGUGUGCAAUUGAAUCUCGAGAUAACUUGCCUGGUGUUGAAGCACUGAAAAUUAAAAUCUUAGAAGAGAGUGAUGCAAGGAAACAAAGUUGCAGUACGAAUGCAGUUUCAAAUGCAAUGUUGGUGGCGAUGAAAAAGAAUCAGUCUAGCAGACAGAAUUUUCAGAAGAGGAAAGAUGAUGAAAACAAAAGCAAACAUGAGAACAAAGGGCACAUUGCUGCAAGAUGUUAUGCGAGGGUUCCACCAAGAGGAAAUAAAUCCUUCACUGACGAUGAAGGGAAUGCAAAAAUGUUAGAGGAAACAUUCCUUGCAUUGGCUGCGAGUAAAAAUAUACCUGAGGAACUGGAAGAGAAGCGGUGUUUAGAUAGUGGAUGUACCAUUCAUUUGUGUAAAAAUGAAGUUGUUUCAAGAUAUGAAGCCAAUAAAUGAAAAUCUGCAUUUAGCCGAUGAAAA